Molecule: messenger RNA, 2518 nt
Organism: Leopardus geoffroyi (Geoffroy's cat)
Lineage: Eukaryota; Metazoa; Chordata; Mammalia; Carnivora; Felidae
Gene: FBXO3
Product: F-box protein 3
Exons: 11
Coding region: 79-1491 (470 amino acids)
Molecular function (GO): protein binding
Source: RefSeq, a predicted model, not a curated record
GCGGCUCGGGCGGUGGCGGCGGGGGGCGGGGUCUGGGCGGGACCGGGGCGGGGCCAGGCCUGCACCGGGCCAGGCAAGAUGGCGGCGAUGGAGACCCAGUCGGCACCGCUGACCCUAGAAUCGCUGCCGACCGAUCCCCUGCUCCUCAUCUUAUCCUUCUUGGACUACCGGGACCUAAUCAAUUGUUGCUAUGUCAGUCGAAGGCUUAGCCAGCUAUCAAGUCAUGAUCCGCUGUGGAGAAGACAUUGCAAAAAAUACUGGCUGAUAUCUGAGGAAGAGAAAACACAGAAGAAUCAGUGUUGGAAAUCUCUCUUCAUAGAUACUUACUCUGAUGUAGGAAGAUACAUUGACCAUUAUGCUGCUAUUAAAAAGGCCUGGGAUGAUCUCAAGAAAUAUUUGGAGCCCAGAUGUCCUCGGAUGGUUUUGUCUCUGAAAGAGGGCGCUCGAGAGGAAGACCUAGAUGCAGUGGAAGCUCAGAUUGGUUGCAAGCUUCCUGAUGAUUAUCGAUGUUCAUAUCGUAUCCACAAUGGGCAGAAGUUAGUGGUUCCUGGGUUGUUGGGAAGUAUGGCGCUGUCCAAUCACUAUCGUUCUGAGGAUUUGUUAGACGUCGAUACGGCUGCUGGAGGCUUCCAGCAGAGACAGGGACUGAAAUACUGUCUCCCUUUAACUUUUUGCAUACAUACUGGUUUGAGUCAAUACAUAGCAGUGGAAGCUGCCGAGGGCCGAAACAAAAAUGAAGUUUUCUACCAAUGUCCAGACCAAAUGGCUCGGAAUCCAGCUGCUAUUGACAUGUUUAUCAUAGGUGCUACUUUUACUGACUGGUUUACUUCUUAUGUCAACAAUGUUGUAUCGGGUGGCUUCCCUAUCAUCAGAGACCAGAUUUUCAGAUAUGUUCAUGAUCCAGAGUGUGUAGCAACAACUGGGGACAUUACAGUGUCAGUUUCCACGUCGUUUCUGCCAGAACUUAGCUCUGUGCAUCCACCCCACUACUUCUUCACAUACCGAAUCAGGAUUGAAAUGUCAAAGGAUGCACUUCCUGAGAAGGCUUGUCAGUUGGACAGUCGCUAUUGGAGAAUAACGAAUGCUAAAGGUGAUGUAGAAGAAGUUCAAGGACCUGGAGUAGUUGGUGAAUUUCCAAUCAUCAGCCCAGGUCGGGUAUAUGAAUACACAAGUUGUACCACAUUUUCUACAACAUCAGGAUAUAUGGAAGGAUAUUAUACCUUCCAUUUUCUUUACUUUAAAGACAAGAUCUUUAAUGUUGCUAUUCCCCGAUUCCAUAUGGCUUGUCCAACAUUCAGGGUGUCUAUAGCCCGAUUGGAAAUGGGUCCUGACGAAUAUGAAGAGAUGGAAGAGGAAGAAGAAGAGGAGGAGGAGGAAGACGAUGACGAUUCGGCAGAUAUGGACGAAUCUGAUGAAGAUGACGAGGAAGAGAGACGAAGGAGAGUCUUUGAUGUUCCCAUUCGCAGGCGCCGCUGCUCUCGCCUUUUCUAGCAAGGAUCUGCAGGCGGGAAGCACUGGCAUGAAUCCAGUUUGUUAAGUAGAUUGCUCAAUAAUGUAAAUAACUAAAUUGUUCUCAGCACAUAGCAGGAAAACUAGCAUGAAAUGUUGUUCCAGGCCCUGGGUUCUCUGCGACACUGCAUUAGGAAUUGGAUUGUUUUGGUUUGCUUUGUGUUUCUGAGGUAGAGGAGGAAAUGGGAAUCUUUUUUUUUUUUUCUUCUUUUUUUCCCCCUCUUCUAGAAGUCCAUGGGUGAAUAGUUCUCUAGCUAAAGAAAGACACUGCUUUGCUUUAAAAGAUUUUAUACUUCUACAGAUAGGGAAAUGGGAGGGAACUGUUUUGAAUAAGGAUUUUUAAAUGUAGCAGAAAUACCUACACAGGGAUAGAGAGAAACUAUGUGACUGAAUGAUCCUGUGAAAAGACUUCUUGCAGUUGUGAAUUAUUUAGAAAUGAACAGAAUUUGUAAUUAGGCUAAUCCAUUUAGUGAUUCCUAUAUAUUUUGUACUCCCGGGGAACUAAUUGACCUAAUAGUUUGAAUGCUAGUUGUUUGUCCUUUCUUAGACAAUCUGUCCUUGAAUUUAAAGUUUUCAUCACUACAACCUCGAACUUAAAGUCUUUAUCACUAUGACCUUGGCCUUGCAUUCAGUCUUCAACUCUACCAACCUUGAAUUUAAUUUAAAACCUUCAACAUGACAACCUUGAAUUUAAUUUAAAGUCUUUAGUGCAAUGACCUUUUUUCAUAUUGUUCACAGAUGCAUCGUUUUCGAAAUGUGUGUAAAGCUAUGUGUUGUGUUGUUUAUUAACAGAAGAAUCUUCACGAUGUCUCAUGUAGUCUAAAUCUGUAAAUACUGCUUCUAUUUUGUUUCUCCUUUAUACACUUGACUGUCUAACUUUGUGAUAAGUGACAUGAAUUUUAUGUUAAGUAUAAACAUGAAUUUUUUUUGUAAUUAUACAAUUAAGAGUUUGGAAUGACAUCCUCCAAGUGGCAAAAACUCACAUUUUAAAAACGAAUUUUGGUUCUGA